AUGUCUAAAGUGAUACCUGGAUGGACCAAGCAGGAGCCCUUUUUCUGCCCUUCCAUGCAGGACAUUUCUCAGAAGAGGCAGACCAGUCAGAGGAGAACCAGGAGAGAGAGGGUAGGAAGGAAGAAUCAUACAAUUUUUGGUGGCACCUUCCAUGCAGGACAUUUCUCAGAAGAGGCAGACCAGUCGGAGGAGAACCAGGAGAGAGAGGUCUCACCAGAUGCAGCAUUCUCAUCUGGUCAGAACCACAGCACAGUGUCUGAAUUCAUCCUCAUCGGCUUCUCCAACUUCCCUCAGCAGCUCCUGCCCACCUUCUUCCUGCUCUACCUGCUGAUGUACCUGUUCACGCUGCUGGGGAACCUCCUCAUCAUGACCACCAUCUGGAGGGAGCACAGCCUCCACACACCCAUGUACCUCUUCCUGUGUGCCCUCUCCACCUCUGAGAUUCUCUUCACUGUCACUGUCACCCCUCGCAUGCUGGUCGACAUGCUCUCCACCUACCGCUCCAUCUCCUUCACGGCCUGUGCCAGCCAGAUGUUUUUCUCCUUCACGUUUGGCUUCACCCACUCCUUCCUGCUCAUGAUCAUGGGCUAUGACCGCUAUGUGGCCAUCUGCCACCCCCUUCGCUACAACGUGCUCAUGAGCACACGUGACUGUGCCCGUCUUGUGUCCUGGUCCUGGGCUGGUGGCUCAGUCAUGGGGAUGAUGGUGACAAUGAUAGUUUUCCACCUCACCUUCUGUGGGUCUAAUGUGAUUCACCAUUUUCUCUGCCAUGUUCUUUCUCUCUUGAAGUUGGCUUGUGGAAAUGAGACAUCUUCUGUCACCUUGGGUGUGAUCCUAGUAUGUGUCACAGCCCUGAUGGGGUGUUUAUUCCUCAUUGUUCUCUCCUAUGUCUUCAUCGUGGCUGCUAUCUUGAGGAUCCCCUCUGCUGAGGGCCGGCACAAGACCUUCUCCACCUGCGUCUCCCACCUCACCAUAGUUAUUGUGCACUACGGUUUUGCCUCCAUCAUCUACCUCAAGCCCAAGGGCCCCCGUUCUAUGGACAGUAACACUCUGAUGGCCACCACCUAUACAGUCUUCACCCCCUUUCUGAGCCCAAUCAUUUUCAGCCUCCGCAACAAGGAGCUGAAGAAUGCCAUAAAGAAAAGCUUUCACAGAAAAUUCUCUCCCCUGAGUUCCUGA
Sus scrofa (pig) is the source of this 1179-nucleotide messenger RNA. Its product is annotated as olfactory receptor 10H4-like. The record is from RefSeq and is a predicted model, not a curated record. Lineage: Eukaryota; Metazoa; Chordata; Mammalia; Artiodactyla; Suidae. Gene Ontology annotation, biological process: G protein-coupled receptor signaling pathway. Gene Ontology annotation, molecular function: olfactory receptor activity; G protein-coupled receptor activity. Gene Ontology annotation, cellular component: membrane.